AUUUAGAUGAAAUUAUUACAGAAAAUUUAAAUCAUAACAAAUCGUUUACCGUACUAGUCAUGGACAGUGGCCAUAGACUAUCGGAACAAUUAGACAAAUUAGCUGAACAACAACUAGAAGUUGAUUAUAUGAAAACAUUCUAUAGUCUAAUCAAAUUGGUUCAAUGRUCAAUACGUUUGGUAAUUUAUUUUUGAUAGAUAUGUCGGUACCCGAUCAACAUGAUCAAGAUAAAUACAUGGGACAGUUGGCUGCAUUUAAUCUAUAUUGGUCCGAUUAUUUAGCGGCUCAAUUAAAUCUGUGGGCCCAAUGUCCAGACAGUGUUUAUAAUAUACCCGUAGAAUUUAAACCAAUAMGUCAAUCGAUUAUCGAUAAUACAAAUAUUAUAAAAAAUAAAUUGCAGUCCAGUAUCGAACAACAUAAUAAUGAUUAUCUAUUUUGGGCACCCGAAUUUAAAAUGUUGAUUAAACUAUUGGAUGUAGAGUUGCAUAUGAUUCACUUAACGCUCAAAGAUGUUGUACCUAGAUCGUUAAAAUUUAAAAUAAUUGGAAAAGUGUUUUUAGCCAAAGAAUUUCUUGUACGCGGAAUAGAUUUAAAUAAGACUUAA
Messenger RNA from Oppia nitens, 604 nucleotides. RefSeq lists its product as uncharacterized. The coding region runs from base 164 to 604 and encodes 146 amino acids. The record is from RefSeq and is a predicted model, not a curated record. The transcript has 2 exons. Lineage: Eukaryota; Metazoa; Arthropoda; Arachnida; Sarcoptiformes; Oppiidae.